Messenger RNA from Paramecium sonneborni, 1325 nucleotides. The record is from the annotation of a GenBank genome assembly. NCBI's taxonomy places the organism in Eukaryota, Ciliophora, Oligohymenophorea, Peniculida, Parameciidae.
AUGAAAUAUUUUGAAAAAGGAAUUAACUAAAUUUGUGCAUAAAUCAUUCGGCCUUUAAGAGCCGAAUAUCAACAAUAUGAUUUGGGUAUUUGUUACUUUCAAUGGAUCACAUAGGACCAAUUUAAGAUUAAACAUACACGAGAAAUGAUUUUGAUUUAGUAAAUCAUUGCCAACAGAGAAUAAAAGUUUCAUUAUUUUAAGGUAAUGUUUAAAGUGAUGUUUGCAUCAUUUAUUUGCAUUCAGCUAAUGGUUGUAGAUUAGAAGCCUUAAGAUAUGUGAAUGAAGUUCUUAAUUAAAAUUAUAUGUUUCUUACUUUUGAUUUCACUGGAAGUGGUCUAUCAGAUGGCAAUCAAGUUACUUAUGGUUUUAGAGAAAUUUAUGAUUUACAAACUGUCAUUACACAUAUUACUCAAUAUGCCAAAACUAUUGUAUUAUGGGGAAGAUCUAUGGGUUCUGUUGUUGCUUUGCUCUAUAUGUAAUAAUUUAAAAAUCUUUUUGUUAAGUGUUUAGUUCUUGACAGUCCCUUUAUAUGUUUGUAAGAUGUAUUAAAUUUUCAUAUUUAAGAUUGUAGUACAAAUGGCAUCCAAAAGAACUAAAAUUCCAAAUUUCAUUCUUAACUCUUUAUCCUCUUAUGUGUCAGAUGAAAUCAAAAAUCAAUGUGGUUUCACUCUCAAUGAGAUAAACUGGUAAUUCUAUUUUAUUAUAUUUCUAGUUUAAAUAAUUUAAAACUUAUUAAAAUACCUGCCUUUUUUAUUACUUCAAAUAUUGAUUCAGUAGUUUCGCAUGAAUAAACUGAAAAACUCUUUAAUAAUUACUAAGGAAUCAAAACUAUCUAUUACACUAAUCAAGAUCACAAUGAAACUAGAGAUUUUGCGUUAGUAGAUAAAAUUCUAUGUUGGCUGAAUUAAUAAUUGUAGAGUGUCGGCUAGAGAAUUAAAUAGAAAAUAAUCUUCAAAGAUCAUCCUAUUCCUAUCAAAUUGAUUGAUCUCAAUAGUUUCAAUAAUAAAGAGAGAUCCUCAACUUUUGAUGGUAAAAAUGAUAUUAUUUUAGAUAAUAGAAUUAUUUCAAUUUCUCCAAAGCAAAAAAUAACUGAUACAUAAUAGAGAUUUUAAUAGGUUCUUUAAACAUAGAGAUCUGCAUUAAUUGAAAGAUCGAUAUCAACUAAUAAAAUGAACAUUUCUGUAGAAGUUUAUGAUACAAAUUAAAUCAAGUUGUUAAAUUAAAAUAGAUAAAAAUAAUAAAACUAUUUUAAUUAACAUACUAAACCUAUCACUUUUACAAAAGUACCUAACAAAACUAGAGAUUCAAGUCAUCAUCGAUAUUGA